ACCCGCGAGCCACCCAAGCCCAGAUAUUUAUCAUUUAUUUUGAGUACAUGUUCUACACUGGCAGGCCCUCAGGAGGCAUCUGGAGGCAGGCAUUGCUGUCCCAAGAGACGGCAGUUCCCGUGCGUUACCGCCCUGAAGACCUUCGGGUGGAACAAGAUGUGGGGGUGGAGAUGGUGAUAUGAAAGAUCUUGACCUGGUGUGGGCCUGUGCUAAGGUGAGGAAGAUGAAGCCCAAAGACCACAGGACUUAUGUCUCCAGCAGAGCCACUCGGAGUGUGGGGCCUCAGUUCCAGAUGUGCUCCUGGGCUGGGGCUGUGCUGUGAAUGUCCCCUCCAGAACUAACAUCAAAAUUAAAUUGCCAUAGUGAUAGUGUGAAGAAGUGACAAGGUCAAGAGGGGGCUGUGAAGGUGGGUUCUUCCACAACUCUGUCUCUCGGGGCCUUCCUGUGUCCACUGGGCACGACGCAGCAAGAAGGCUCUCACCAGGUUGGGCCCCUUGAGGGCCUGGACUUCCCAGCCUCCAGAACUGCGAGGUUGAGGACUCAGGUGCCCGCUCCCUCACAGGCACACACAUGUACACACAGGCCUGUGCGUGCACUUCUGCCUCCCUCCCGCCCUGGCCACAUUGAUCGCCACCCCCUCGGCUGGACCCGGGCUUCCCUGAUUACAGCCACACCUGCUGACCCCACAGCAGCAGACCGUGGCCCUGUGUGAAGAGGGAAGCGUUAGCCUCAGCAAGGAGGCUGCUGGCCCCGCCCUCUGGAAGAAGAUGUCUUAUGGAUCCAUCCCUGGUGGAGGUGGCCCUUUCAGGGGAUCCUCGAGACAAGGCUAUCAGCCCCUAGAAGUGAAUCCCAGACUUAAGAUCCUGUCAUCUGUGACUGUGCCAGUGUGCCUCUGAGAGGGCUCCUGUGUGCGUGGCAGUGUCCCAGGGAGAUCCUCACUGCAGCGCAGCAUCGUACCUGCCUCUCGGCUCACCAUGGCUUUGCGGAGUCACCACGUUUUCACGGAAGCAGGAGCCUAGAGAGCCGUGGGCUGCCCUGGGUCCACACACCCCUCCGUCCAUUCUUACCUUGAGAGUGCGCUAAAUGUUGGACCGAGUAUGGAAUUCGCCAUUUCCCCUGCCCGUCGCCAGAGAGCAACUCCCAGGACCCCUGUGUGGGAAAGGACGGGGAAGGUGACCUGGGGCCGGCGGGUGCACCCAGAGUCCCAAGGGCCAGGAAGCGAGGGCCAAGGAUUGCCCCUGAAGGCAGCCGGACACCAGAGCCCACCUCACCAUCCCCCACUGGCCUGAGGAAGGACUCAGCUGCAGGGUCCCAUGGUCGCAUGGUGGGGCCCAGUGCCAGCCGGGCCAAGAAGAGGAAGCCCAACUUCUGCCCACAAGAGACAGAGGUGCUGGUGUCCAAGGUGAGCAAGCACCACCAGCUGCUAUUCGGCACGGGGCUGCUGAGAGCUGAGCCCACCCGCAGGUACCGCGUGUGGAGCCGCAUCCUGCAGGCUGUGAAUGCGCUGGGCUAUUGUCGCCGCGACGUCGUGGACCUGAAGCACAAGUGGCGGGACCUGCGGGCUGUUGUGCGGCGCAAGCUGGGUGACCUUUGGAAGGCGGCCCAGAGUCCUGACCCGGGUUCUGGCCAGCCCCAGCCCCUGGUGCUCACGCCCGUGGAGCAGGUGGUGGCCAAGACCUUCUCCUGCCAGGCCUCGUCCCCUGAGGGCUUCAGCCUGGAGCCACUCAGAGCCACCCAGGUCGACCCUCAGGACCUCCAGGAGCUCUUCCAGGAGACAUCAGCCAAUGUCUUCCGCAUCAACUCCAGCGUGACCUCCUUGGAGCGGAGCCUCCAGUCCAUGGGGACACCAAGUGACACCCAGGAGCUUCGGGACAGCCUGCACAUGGCUCAGCAGGAGACCAACAGAAUCAUCGGGGCCAGCGCCAGUGCUGUGAAGCAGAUGUCAGAGGUCCUGCAUGGUGCCUGCCCGGAUCGCCUGCAGCUGGACCAGCUGAAAAGGCGGCUGGCGGAUGCUCUUCAGCGCUAUGGAGUGGUGCAGAAGAAAAUUGCAGAAAAGUCCAGAGCACUGCUUCCCAUGGCACAGAGGGGUGGCAAACAGAGUCCUCAGGUCCCUUUUGUGGAGCUGGCCAAUGAUGAGAAGAUCUUUAAUGGGGGUGGCAAUGUGUGGCAGAGCCAGGAGCAGGCGCUGCUUCCAGAUAUCACGGAGGAGGACCUGGAGGCCAUCCGGCUGCGUGAGGAGGCUAUCCUGCAGAUGGAGAGUGACUUGCUGGACGUGGAUCAGAUCAUCAAGGACUUGGCCUCCAUGGCGUCGGAGCAAGGAGACGCCAUCGGAUCCAGCAGCAGCCAGGCCACUUGCCGGCGGAGCUCCAGCCCCGAGCCAGCCAUGGCAGCCCUGCUGCGGGGCGCCGGCCCAGGCUCUCCCCAACAGCCAGGCUCCCACCACCGCACCAAGACGCGCAAGCCCAACUUCAGCCCCCAGGAGACGGAGGUGCUGGUGGAGAGGGUGACACGCCACUACCCGCUGCUGUUUGGGGCACUACGGGGCACCCCAGCUCGGAAGCACUGCGUGUGGGGCAGGAUCCUGCAGGCAGUGAACGCGCUCGGCUACUGCCACCGAGACCUGGGUGACCUCAAGCACAAGUGGCGGGACCUGCGUGGCGCCGUGCGGAAAAAGCUGGCCGAGGGUGGCCCUGUGCCUGGCCUCAUCCUUACACCGGUAGAGCGCAUGGUGGCAGAGACCUUCUCCGCCCAGGCUCCCCCAGGCGAGGGCCAGGUUGCAGAGCCCUUGCCAAACAGUAUUGAAGCUGGCAUUGAGGCUGUGUCCUCACUUGUGGAGGCGGCCAGUGAGCUCCUGGCCAGAGCAGCCAGCACCAACCCAUGGCCUGCUACCUCCCCAUCUGUCACUGAGGACAACUGGCAAGUGAGACUGAUGGGUGUGCUGAUGCUAAGGCCUGCGCCAUGGAGGGCCUCACCUUGGAGGACAGCAACGAGCUGGCGAGACCAACCCCAGGGACCACUGGUCAGAAGUAGCAGCACGUGCCCCGGAUUGCAGGAGGAAGCCGAUGAGGAAGAUGAAGCCCCCAGCUGCCUGUGGCUGCCCCUGCGGACCAUGGAUGGGCCCAGCCCACCUGAACCUGACCCCCUGGACUUCCGAGGAACCUUCCACGUGCCCACCUCCUCACCCUCCCCACCUGCCUCCCCAGCUGCAGCCCCACCUGCAGCCACGUUUGUGGGGGCCUUCCAGCCUUCCCCACCCUCCUCAGCAUCGGUACCCACACCUCCCCUGCCUUCCGGGAAGACUCCGGCAGCAGCCUCUGAAGUAUCUGCUUUUGAGCAGCGGCUGCUGGACUCCCACCGGCGGCAGGGUGCCUUGCUGUCCUCCUGGGCCCAGCAGCAGAGUGCACUGAUGACCCAGCAGAACCUGCUGCUGCAGCAGCUCACAGAGCAGAGCCAGCGGCUGGCUGACGGGGUCGAGGCCCUCAACCAGACCCUCAAGAGGCUGGCGGAGGCGCGCCCCAGCCUGGGAGUCUCACCUUCUGUCCCAGAUGGCACCCUUACUGGGGGAGUGGCCCAUGGGCCCACCAGGGGGUCCCAGGAUGCCCCCGCCAACGCCCAGCCAGGCCUUGAGGUCUUCUCAGGGAUGAUCCUAAAGGUGGAGGAGGAAAUAUAGGGCUGGUCCUGGGUGUGGUGGAGCAGGAAGCAGGGCAGGCCUCUGUGCUGGGGACAGGUGGCAGGGACUCCAGCGAGCCAGGACAACUUGUGUCCAGAGGGCCGGAAGGCGGAGAACAUACAGACAUCUGCCUGUGCUCCCUGUGUCAGGGGCUGUGUCUGGGGGUUUGCUGACCUAUAGAAGGGGCAGCGGGCUGGGGAGAGGGCGGUGAGAGAUCAGUCCCUCUCUGAUCUCACUGCUGGUGUCAGACUCGGCCAGCUGGGGUGCCUGACUGUGGACUUCUCAGCACCGUGUGGCAGGCAGGAGGCGGUGGCAGGUGGGGAGAUGCACUUGGACGUUGGGGCCCUAGAGUGGUGUGGCUUGGAGUGAUGCCUGAGGCCUGACUAGGGGCUGGGCUCCUGCAGUUCUGCCUUGUUCCGCCCAGGGAGCCCAUCCCGUGGGCCAGAGUCAUUUCUGUCCAAUUUUAUAUCUAUGUUAUUAUAAAUAUAAGGAUAUAUAUAUAGGCAUAUAUACUACUUGGCACUAUAUGGGGGUGGGAUGCCAUUUUGUACCUGUAGAUUUUUUUUGCAAAAAGUAUUUUUCUUACAUGGACAUAAAAUAACAAAAAAGGUGGUAAUGCCGACGAUGAUGACAGUAAAUGAGCUGGAACCCGCUGCUUUCCCUGGCUCUGCCCUUGCUUUGGCCCCUCUGGGGGUAGUCCUGAGCACCUUCUCGGCUCUGGGCCCUUCUUCACCAUUACCACCUCUGACUCUGUGAGCCCCUCCAGUGUGGGCAGCGCUACCUCCUGUCCUCGUCCCCACUUGGCAAUGCACUAUCUGUGGCCACACAGUUUGGGUGGCUACCAUCUGUGUGCCAGCAGGAGAGGAGGUGGGAGCCAGCCUGGCCACCUGGGGCCUGAGGGCCAGCCUGUGGCCUUUCUGGCGAGCCAGUGGAGCCUGGUCCUGAGCUGUGCUUACUCGGCUCAGUGUCAAUGACUGCUGUCUGUGAAAGACCCCAGACUGACGCCAGCCAGCCAGUUGUCUUUGAAUGUGUCCUGGCCCUGCUCCACGCUCUUCUCCUUCGAUGGGUGUCCAUGGCUCUGUUCUGCAUGCAUGGGGGCCUCUACUCAAACAGAUCCCUCCCCAGGAAAGCCAUUCUCUACCCUUAACAUCCAGAUUCAUUUCAAGCCACCCCGUCCAAGAAGCCUUUGUAAAUCUCCUUCUGGUUCUCGUCCACUAUAAACAUUCAUUGUGGUUGAUG
Molecule: messenger RNA, 4909 nt
Organism: Nycticebus coucang (slow loris)
Lineage: Eukaryota; Metazoa; Chordata; Mammalia; Primates; Lorisidae
Gene: TSNARE1
Product: t-SNARE domain containing 1
Exons: 19
Coding region: 1322-3670 (782 amino acids)
Biological process (GO): vesicle-mediated transport
Cellular component (GO): nucleus; membrane
Source: RefSeq, a predicted model, not a curated record